GCGGGACUGUGGCGGGCAUUCUGACACUGGGGGGAACUAACUGCCACUGGCAUCCCAAUGACACUAAUACAGUGAUCAGUGCUAAUAAAAAGCACUGAGACUGUACUAAUGACACUAGGCAGGAGGGGGUUAACAUCUGGGGUGAUCAAAGGGUUAACUGUGUGCUGUUUUACAUGUCUUGUGUGUGUAUUAAUAUCUCCUGCACACUGCUUUGUAUGGCUCUGCAUAGCAGAGCCAUACAAAGCAGUGUGCUUACAGUUGAAAGCACACAGAGCUUACAGUAAAACA
Messenger RNA from Staurois parvus, 288 nucleotides. Lineage: Eukaryota; Metazoa; Chordata; Amphibia; Anura; Ranidae. The record is from the annotation of a GenBank genome assembly.